Fragaria vesca subsp. vesca is the source of this 1445-nucleotide messenger RNA. RefSeq lists its product as uncharacterized. The record is from RefSeq and is a predicted model, not a curated record. NCBI's taxonomy places the organism in Eukaryota, Viridiplantae, Streptophyta, Magnoliopsida, Rosales, Rosaceae. The transcript has 4 exons. Gene Ontology annotation, biological process: translation. Gene Ontology annotation, molecular function: RNA binding; structural constituent of ribosome. Gene Ontology annotation, cellular component: cytosolic small ribosomal subunit; ribosome. Bases 1 to 1098 code for a protein of 365 amino acids.
AUGCUCUCUCGCCUCCUCCCCAAACCCUCACGUUUCUCUCUCCUAACCCGAAUCUCCUCAAAAUUCCAUCCAUGUCCCCACCCCCGAAUCCCCUCCCGGCCCCAAAACCCUACUUCUUUCCCCACCUUCCUCCCCAGAUUCUUCUCCACCGGCGGCGACGACCACUCCCCGCCGGACCUCUGGAAGCUCUCCAAGGAAACCGACGAGAAUUUCGAUCCUUUGUUCGGCGACGGCUCCGGUGAGGUCUCCGGGACAGCCGAGGCCGGUUCGCGGAAGGGCGGCGAUGAGUGGGAGACGGCGGAGGGGUUUCGGCCGUGGAGCUUGGGAGGAGGGGAGGAGAAGAUUGAUGACUUGUUCAAAGUCGGCGAUGGGUUUCGAGGGAAUAGUGGUGUGGAGAUAGAGGAGGAGGAGGAUGGGGAGAAGAGGAUAGAGGAGGCUAAGAGGCUUGAGCAGAAGGAGAAGGAGCUCACUGCUGUUCUUAAAGGUCCAAAUCGUGCAUUUGGUGACCUUAUUGCUGCAUCUGGGAUCACAGAUGAGAUGCUUGACAGUUUGAUUGCAUUGAAGGAUUUUCAAGGGAUAAAGGGAUUGCCUCCACUAGAGGAAAUUGAAGACAUUCGUUAUCAGAAAAAUACAAGUAAAUCAUCUAGAGCUGAUAUAGAGCGCCAGAAACAGGAGGAAGUUGCCAAAGCAAGAGUGAGACAAGUGGACGACAAGGAAAGAGCUUAUGGAACAGGAAGAAGGAAAUGCAGUGUAGCCCGUGUCUGGAUUCUGCCUGGUCAGGGUAACUUCGUCAUCAAUGAUAAACAGUUUGAUGUCUAUUUUCCAAUGCUUGAUCAUCGUGCUGCUAUCCUUCUACCAUUCUCUGAGACAAAAACUUUGGGCCUUUGGGACAUCAAUUGCACCGUUCAGGGCGGUGGACUCUCCGGUCAAGUUGGAGCAAUACAAUUAGGAGUUAGCAGGGCCUUGCAAAACUGGGAACCAGACUUGCGUCCUACACUCAAAGCUUCUGGUUUCUUGACUAGGGACUCACGUGUUGUGGAAAGGAAAAAACCAGGAAAAGCAAAAGCAAGGAAGAGCUUCCAAUGGGUCAAGCGUUGAUCAGUUGUUGUGAGCUUUAUUGUGUGCACAACCAGUUUUGUUUGGAACUUCAAUUGUGAUCGACCGAAAUAACUUGUUCAAAUUCAGUCAUAUGUCCUCCCAUGGCAUUGAUAGUGUAGCUUGUAAUAGACCAGCAGUCUUAGAAGAAUUGUGAAAAUUAACACUGGUCAUUCUGAGUUAUCUUGAAGCAAAUGUCGGUUGGUUUUUUAUUUGUUGUACACUACAAGCUCCUGUACACGAUUCCUUAAACUAGUUUACUAGUCCAUUUGAGGAACUCUCAUCCAAGAUACUAAUACCUCCUUUCAUUGUGUAUGCUACAUUUCCUGUUGGUCAUUACUUGGUGCAAG